GCCGGUCCCCGUAUCGCCGUUCUGUUGCGGCCACGUUCGGUAUUGCUUCUGCGCGGCGUUCGACGGCCGAGCCCGGUUCUAUCCCGCCGUGAUCUCCGGGCGGCGCGGUGUGGCCUUCCCCGUCGGCCCAACGCCGCGGCUCCGUCGCGCUCCCGGGCAGCCCCGCUGUCCCUCUGCUCCGCUGCUCCGCUCUCGCGUUCGGGGUGCGGUCGCCCAUCGUUUCGCUGAGGGUGCAGUGGAGCCCAUGCAGAUCGAUGUGGAUCCUCAAGAAGACCAACAAAACGCACCUGAUAUCAACUAUGUGGUGGAAAACCCCACUCUGGACUUGGAGCAAUAUGCAUCCAGUUACAGCGGUCUGAUGCGGAUCGAGCGGCUGCAGUUUAUUGCUGACCACUGCCCACAGCUGCGGGUGGAAGCUCUCAAGAUGGCUCUGUCAUUUGUUCAGAGAACUUUCAAUGUUGAUGUGUAUGAAGAAAUCCACAGGAAGCUGUCUGAGGCCACCAGAGAGCUGCAGAAUAUGCCUGAUGCUGUCCCUGAUAGUGGAAUUGAACCUCCUCCUCUUGACACAGCUUGGGUUGAAGCUACACGCAAAAAAGCUCUUCUUAAACUGGAGAAACUUGACACAGAUCUGAAAAAUUACAAAGGGAACUCCAUCAAAGAAAGUAUCAGGAGAGGCCACGACGACUUAGGUGAUCAUUACCUUGACUGUGGGGACCUCAGCAAUGCUCUCAAGUGUUACUCACGAGCUCGGGAUUACUGCACCAGUGCUAAGCAUGUGAUCAACAUGUGUCUCAAUGUCAUCAAGGUCAGUGUCUACCUCCAAAACUGGUCUCAUGUUCUGAGCUACGUAAGCAAGGCUGAGUCUACGCCAGAAAUUGCAGAACAAAGAGGAGAAAGAGACAGCCAGACACAAGCAAUUCUCACUAAGCUGAAAUGUGCAGCAGGCUUGGCUGAACUAGCUGCACGGAAAUACAAACAGGCAGCAAAGUGCUUCUUGUUGGCAUCAUUUGAUCACUGUGAUUUCCCUGAGCUGUUAUCUCCUAGCAACGUAGCUGUGUAUGGUGGUCUCUGUGCCCUCGCUACCUUUGAUCGUCAGGAACUGCAACGGAAUGUUAUCUCCAGCAGUUCCUUCAAAUUGUUCUUGGAGCUGGAGCCACAGGUUCGUGACAUCAUCUUCAAGUUUUAUGAAUCUAAAUAUGCUUCAUGCCUGAAGAUGCUGGAUGAGAUGAAGGACAACCUGCUGCUGGAUAUGUACCUUGCACCUCACGUCAGGACACUUUAUACUCAAAUUCGAAAUCGUGCCCUAAUUCAGUACUUCAGCCCCUAUGUGUCAGCAGAUAUGCACAAGAUGGCGACUGCUUUCAAUACCACAGUGGCUGCUCUGGAAGAUGAACUUACUCAGCUGAUUUUGGAGGGACUGAUCAAUGCCCGAAUAGACUCGCACAGUAAGAUUCUUUAUGCUCGAGAUGUAGACCAGCGCAGCACAACUUUUGAGAAGUCUUUACUAAUGGGCAAAGAGUUCCAGCGACGUGCCAAGGCAAUGAUCCUGCGAGCCGCAGUGCUGCGCAACCAGAUACACGUCAAGUCUCCUCCAAGAGAAGGUAGCCAAGGGGAGCUUACUCCAGCUAACAGCCAGUCCAGAAUGAGCACCAACAUGUGAUAAACUUCAUGCAGUACCAAAACAAAUGGUCCCUCUGGGACUCUGUCCAGUGUCACACCCACAAACUGCUGAGCUUCACAAACUGUUCCUGCCUCCCUCACUUUGUGCUUGGAUUCAGAGGGUCGGGGCUGAUGAUGGAUAACAUGAAUGUUCCAAUAACUUCAGUUCUCCUUGAAAAGAAAUUCUUUCUCAAAACGGCAUCCCUGCAAUGGGUCAUCGUUUCAGGUUUAGUAGGAUUCUCCCAUCCUUCUUUGUCAGUCACUCCAUAGAGUGUUGGCAGAUUAUUUAUACAGAUGCUGAUUUGAGGUUGGUUCAGCUGCUGUUAGUUUUCUUGUUUCUGAGCUGCAAAAACAGGUAGUGUUAAGCUGAACGGGCAGGAGUGAUCUAAGAUGAAUUUCACUGGUAGGAAAGUAUUGCCUUGUUUCUGAGCAAUGCUGUGCUUUCUCUUUAUUUCUAAUAAACUCUUUGAAGUGCGUUGCUCUCAA
This is a messenger RNA of Gallus gallus (chicken), 2145 nucleotides long. RefSeq names its product G protein pathway suppressor 1 (gene GPS1). The record is from RefSeq and is a predicted model, not a curated record. The transcript is spliced from 14 exons. NCBI's taxonomy places the organism in Eukaryota, Metazoa, Chordata, Aves, Galliformes, Phasianidae. Bases 245 to 1660 code for a protein of 471 amino acids. Gene Ontology annotation, cellular component: COP9 signalosome.